Pungitius pungitius (ninespine stickleback) is the source of this 2151-nucleotide messenger RNA. RefSeq names its product proteasome 26S subunit, non-ATPase 5 (gene psmd5). The transcript has 10 exons. Gene Ontology annotation, cellular component: cytosol. Gene Ontology annotation, biological process: proteasome assembly. NCBI's taxonomy places the organism in Eukaryota, Metazoa, Chordata, Actinopteri, Perciformes, Gasterosteidae. The coding region runs from base 24 to 1538 and encodes 504 amino acids. The record is from RefSeq and is a predicted model, not a curated record.
CAGUUCGCCAAACAUUGAAAGUCAUGGCGGCUUCCAUUGAGAGUUUGCUGGCAGAAAUCUCUGGUGUUGACAAUCCAAUUGAAGAGUUACAGAUUUUAAAAACAGCUUUAUUAUCGAUCCCUCUCAGCGCGUUGAGAGACUCACUGAGCGGACAACGUUUCAACGUGAUAUUCUCUCUGUUGAACUCGAAUGAAAGGGAGCAGGUGGAGCUGUGUGUGGAGAUCCUUGAACGCAUCUUAUUGGCCCUUAGCCCUGUGUCCCUGGCCCAGAACUACACAGUGGAGCUGCAGGGUGGUCUGACCCAUCCUAAUGACACGGUUAAGAUACUGGCCCUGACACAGAUUGGUAGAAUUGUGGAGCACCCAGACGCUGCCACUGAAAUCCUCGACAACCAUGACAUUCUUGGAUCAGUGAUCAACUGCAUUGGAGAGGAGAAGAUGGCUGUGGCGAAGCAGGCCAUCAAGUCCCUGUCCAAACUGAGUCACUCCAAGCCUGGGUUAGACAAGUUGUUCAAGAGCGACCUGCUGGAAGUUGUGAAGCAUGUAAUGGCCACAAGUGACAUAGUCCGAUAUCGAAUAUAUGAGCUUGUGGUGGAAAUUUCGUCUGUAUCUCCCAUUUCCCUGGGUUACUGUGCCAACAGCAGGUUCAUUUCUCAACUAAUUGCAGAACUGACUGGAGAGGAUGUAUUGAUUAGAGCCACAGCCAUUGAGAUGGUCACCGCCUUAGCUCAAAGUCAGCAUGGUCGUCAGUAUUUGACUCAGCAGGGUAUAAUGGACAAGAUUUCCAACAUGAUCAGAGGAGCAGAGACUGACCCUUUAUCCUCCCUCUACCUUCCUGGUUUGGUGAAGUUCUUUGGAAACCUUGCGAUUAUGGAGAGCCCCCAGCAAGUUUGUGAAACCUACCCGGCCUUCCAGAACAAGGUGUUUGAGAUGGCUCUCGAUCGGGACCCUGCGAUGAUCGGUGUGGCUCUGGACACUUUAGGGCUACUCGGGUCUACUGUAGAGGGCAAGCAAGUUCUACAAAAAGCAGGAGAAACGUUCAAGGCUGUCUUGACAAGAAUGAGUCAGCUUGCCAGCGCUGGAGCUACCGAGCUCAGGGUGCGCAGCUUGGACGCUAUAUCACAACUUCUAACACUUCAGCCGGAGGAGCAGACGGAUGACCUCUUGGCCCUCACAGAGUCCUGGUUCCAUCUUUUGUCUAACCAGCCCAUGGACAUGAUCCGCAACAUCAGCACUCAGCCGUUCCCCGAGCUGCACUGUGGAGCUUUGCGGAUAUUCACCGCCAUUGCCACACAGCUGUGGGGUCAGAAGUUAAUGAUCAGCACUCCAAGUUUCAUGGAGUUCAUUUUGGAUCGUACAAUGGGUCAGACGAAGGAUGCCAAAGAUGCUAAGUUUGAGCUGGUGGGGUCACUGGUCAGUUCAUCAACAGCAGUGGAGAUACUGGGCAGCCAGUAUCACAUUCGCCUGAAGACUUUUCUCAGAGAGGGACCUUACUACGUUUCAGCUGUGCCCUCCGUCAGCACGGAAGGAGCUGACUAAUUCAGACAAACUUAAUUGCUCUAGUUGCUUUAAGUUAUUGGUAAGUGCCUGAAUAAUCUAGUCGUGGGUUAACAUAUAAGUGGUCCACACUUUACUAAAACCCUAUUAAGUAUUCAACUGAAAUUGAACAGUACACAAUGUAUCUGCAUCUAAAAACAUUAAGCUCUCAAAGGUGAUAUAACGUAAAAAGGGUUUUGGAAACAUACAUGAAUAUAUUAUCAGGCUUUUAUAGAACACGUUUCAAAUCAUAUUCCACAUUUAAUCUUUUGGAGAAAUGAAUGGUUGCUAAAAAUCCAAAAGCAUCAAAUGGGAUGCCAUAGUUGCAAAAGCUGAGUGAUCAAUACAGGAUAAUUGAUACCAGUGUCCAUCACAAUGUCUCCACAUCAUGUGACACUAAAGUCACCACUGUUGACAUGAUAUGUUAACCCAUGUCUAGCUUCUGAGUCAUUACCAAUUACUUAAGCAUUGACCAAAUAUAUUUACAUAAUGUUUACUAUCCAGGCAAUUCAAAAAAUUCACAUCAUAAACCAUUCUCUGAAUCCUUCAGACAUUUGUUCACGAAAUGGAAUGAUUUAUUAUUAUUUUUUAUUAAAGAGGAUGGAGUCUGGCGACA